AUAUAGUCACCGUUCGCGGCCGGUUGAUCUUGCCGCCCGGAGCUCCCAUGGCUGUGCAGCUGUGUCGGCUUCCGGUCCGCGUUUCCGCCGGACGCAGGGUCCGUACGGGCCCCGCCCCUCAGUCCGAGAGCCAAUCGCAACUCGGGGGCGGGGCCUGGGGCUAUAUAAGGGAGCUCAGUAGGCUCCUCCGCCUCUCCCCGUCGGCUACGGAGUCUGAAGCCGCCACAGGAUCCGGAGCUGUCGUAUCCCCUCCUUUUCCACGUCCGUUGAAACCAAUAAAGGCCAAGGCCAUUGGUACCGUUUUAGGCUUCUGCGGGGAGUUCGGGCGACAUUGCAGCAUUUCUGGAUGGCGGCGCUGCGACGAACCCUCCAGGUGGCCACCCUGGCUGCGGGGACACGCCGCGCCUUGGCGGGCUCCUUGGCCGGUAGCUGCCUGGCGGACCGCUGCCUCUGGGAUAAGCUCCACGCCCAGCCCCGGCCGGGCCGAGUCCCCACCUUCGACUGGUUCUUUGGGUUUGAGGAAGCCCAGGGCCUCCUCCUGCCGCUGCUGCAGGGAGCCCAGGCUGCCCGUCCACUGCGGGUGCUAGACGUGGGCUGUGGGACCUCCAGCCUGAGUGUAGGCCUCUACGCCAAGUGCCCACACCCAGUGGACGUGCUGGGGGUGGACUUCUCUCCUGUGGCCGUGGCCCACAUGAACAACAUCCUGGAAGGUGGCCAAGGCCAGACACCCCUGUGCCCUGGGCACCCUGCCUCCCGCCUCCGCUUCAUGCAGGCUGAUGCCCAGAACCUGGAGCCAGUGGCUUCCGGCUCCUUCCAGCUAGUGCUGGACAAGGGCACCUGGGAUGCUGUUGCCCGAGGUGGUCUGCCUGGGGCUUACCAGCUGCUGUCCGAAUGUCUGAGGGUCCUCAGCCCCCAGGGGACCCUGAUUCAGUUCUCAGAUGAGGACCCUGAUGUGCGGCUUCCCUGCCUGGAGCAGGGAUCCCCAGGGUGGAGUGUGACUGUGCAGGAGAUGGGCCCUUUCAGGGGCAUCACCUACUUUGCUUACCUGGUUCAAGGCUCUCAUUAAAGCCAUAGUCUUGACCCUAGGGUUUUUGUUGGGUGAGGAGAGAUGGAGAGAGCUUUGCCUUUGCAAGAUGGCUAGAGAAUAUGAGGAUUUUAGUCCUGGCUUCCAUGGUUACUAACUAGGUGCACACAGCAUUGACUGCCCGUUUACUCACCAGCAAGGUAGGAAUAAUAACUGGAUUUAUGGGUAUUGCAUACAUUGAUAGCUGAAACAUUUAGCAGAACCAGGCCCUUAGAGAAGAUAUAAGUGGAUUAUUCCCCACCCCCAACUAACAGGAACUUCUAAAAGCAGCAGAUAAGAAUUCUUUAUCCAAAUCCCAGCAUAGACUGAUGUGUGACCCGGUGGCCUAACCUCUAAGCCGGUGGUCGGCAAGCUUUCGAGCCACAUGCGGCUCUUUGGCCCCUUGAGUGUGGCUCUUCCUAAGCCUCAGGAG
Messenger RNA from Myotis brandtii (Brandt's bat), 1496 nucleotides. It is a transcript of the gene CSKMT, whose product is annotated as methyltransferase like 12. Bases 347 to 1066 code for a protein of 239 amino acids. NCBI's taxonomy places the organism in Eukaryota, Metazoa, Chordata, Mammalia, Chiroptera, Vespertilionidae. The transcript has 4 exons. Gene Ontology annotation, molecular function: S-adenosylmethionine-dependent methyltransferase activity. The record is from RefSeq and is a predicted model, not a curated record.